Acyrthosiphon pisum (pea aphid) is the source of this 995-nucleotide messenger RNA. RefSeq names its product kelch-like protein 3. Lineage: Eukaryota; Metazoa; Arthropoda; Insecta; Hemiptera; Aphididae. The record is from RefSeq and is a predicted model, not a curated record. The coding region runs from base 1 to 702 and encodes 233 amino acids. The transcript is spliced from 8 exons.
AUGCAAAUAUUUGCAGAAUUUGGUACUGUUUGUUACACCCUGUAUAUUAAACUACAUUUUUUAGGAGUGGCUAAAGGCGAAGAUUUUCUAUCCUUAUCUUAUGAAGAUUUGGUGAAGCUUAUUUCCUCUAAUGACCUUGCUGUUCCAUUUGAAGAAAAAGUAUUUGAAUGUGUUAUCAAAUGGGUAAAGCAUGAUUUGGAUCGUAGAAAUGAUUUUUUGCCAAAAUUAUUGGAACAUGUACGUUUGCCAUUAUUAAAGCCUGAUGUAUUAUUUAAUAUAUCUGGAGAACCUCUUCUAAGCAAUAGUUCUAAAUGUUACAAUUAUAUAAUCGAAGCAUUACAUUUUAAUCAUCAAAAAUCAGUUCAGCAUUUGACCAUUCCAAAAACAAUUAGGUUUAAACCUAGACAGUUUGAUGGUUUUCAAAAAGUAAUUUUAAUGUUCAAUAAGUCAAAUACAUCGCCAAAGUGUUAUACAGAAUGGUAUGAUCCAGCAACCAAACUACGUGAGAAUGCACCAGGGAUAAAUGAUUGUCGUGAGAUGGCUGGUUUUGGUGUCAUAAAUGAUCAAUUUGUGUUUGCUGUGGGAGGUGUAAAUGGAUCGAGUUCUAAAUCUGUUAGUAUGCUUGACGUAUCUUCACAAUCACCAUUAUGGGUUUCAAUGGCUGAAAUGUUAGUUGAAAUCGACUGGGAGUUGGAAUAUUAGGUGAUUCCGUAUAUGCUGUUGGCGGAUUUGAUGGCAAUAGUGUUUUAAAUAGUGUAGAGGUAUUUGAUGUCAGUAAUCAAAAAUGGAGAAUGGUAACCAGUAUGUCUACUAAUAGAAGUGAUAUGGGCGUUGGUGUACUCAAUAAUCGUUUAUACGCUGUUGGAGGUUGUGAUAGUAAAUUUUGUUUGAAAUCUGUGGAAUAUUAUGAUCCUGCACUUGACACAUGGACACCAGUUGCAGACAUGUCUGUAUGUCGGCAUGGUGUUGGCAUAGGGGUCUUGGACGGAAUUAUG